Molecule: messenger RNA, 1773 nt
Organism: Labeo rohita (rohu)
Lineage: Eukaryota; Metazoa; Chordata; Actinopteri; Cypriniformes; Cyprinidae
Gene: nkap
Product: NFKB activating protein
Exons: 8
Coding region: 348-1472 (374 amino acids)
Biological process (GO): regulation of gene expression
Cellular component (GO): nucleus
Molecular function (GO): chromatin binding
Source: RefSeq, a predicted model, not a curated record
AUAGAAGAAUUAUCGUAACGGAAACGUAAACACAAACAGGCACAAGUCGGAGUUCAACGACGCGAGCGCACAUUUAGGUUUCAUGAGCCGUGUUUAAGUUGUUUACAGGACUCGUGGUGAGUCUUAACUCCACUGUGAUUUGUAUAAAUUAACACUGUUGUCUCAGUAGCUAAACAAAUCAGAAUCGCAACUGGCUAAAAAAAACAUUAUCUUGCUAGCUUUGCUAGUUCUUGGUGAACUGCGACAUGACCAGCAAAAUGUGAAUAACAGGCCGCUUUAUGACUAAAUUAAUUUCUAAAUAAAAGACUACCCAGUCGUCAUUAAAGCUAAUAAUACAGUUUAUAGUAAUGCCCGAGUUGGACGUAAAAUAUUCAGGCGCUGUGAGCCCGAAGAGACGCCGACACAGCCGCUCCAGCAGCCGCUCACCGGACCGAGGGGUCAAGAACCACAGAUACGACCAUGAAGACGACCACAAGUCGCGACACAACGACAAAGAGAGGAACAGAAAUCGGUUCCGAGUCGGGGAUUCUCGCAGUCGCUCCAGGUCGAGGGAAAGACAUCGGUCAAACUGGUCAGAUCAGAGAGACAGAGAUCACGGCUUUGGAUCAAGAUCCGAUUACUAUGAGAAGAGAGAUGAUGCCCAACGACAGAGACAAGACGCCUUCAUCGCGAGGCGUCUGCAGGAACGUGAGAGAAUUGGUGAACUGGGAUGUCCUGAGGUCUGGGGAUAUUCUCCAAGAGUCAGAGAACCUGACUCAGAUGAACACACUCCUGUAGAAGAGGAUGUGAAGAACAGCAGCUCUGAUUCAAGUUCACAGGAGGAAAAGAAGAAAAAGAAAAAGAAGAAGAAGAAGAAAUCAAAGAAGAGGAAGAACAGGAAGCACUCAGAGGACAGCGAGUCAGAAAGUGAUUCUGAAGAAGAGAUGAAAAAGAAGAAAAGAAAGAAGAAAAGUAAAAAGAAGAAAUCAAAGAAGAAGAAGGCGAAGAAGAAUCACAAGGAGUCCAGUAGCUCCAGCAGUGAACAUUCAGAGGAAGAAGAAGAGGAUGUCAAUGAAAUCUCAUGGGUGGAGAAAACUGGUGUUGGAGAGCAUGUUGUUGGACCUGAAGCUCCUCUCACUCACCUGUCCCAAGAUGACAAACCUUUAGAUUUUGGCCACGCUUUGCUACCAGGUGAAGGUGCGGCCAUGGCAGAGUUUGUCAAAGCAGGAAAACGUAUUCCAAGAAGAGGUGAAAUCGGUUUGACUAGUGAGGAGAUUGCAGAGUAUGAGAAAUGUGGUUAUGUCAUGAGUGGAAGCAGACAUCGACGUAUGGAGGCUGUGCGUCUGAGAAAGGAAAACCAGAUCUACAGUGCUGACGAGAAGAGAGCUCUUGCUUCCUUUAAUCAAGAGGAAAGGAGAAAGAGGGAGAGCAAAAUCCUUUCUAGCUUCAGGGAAAUGGUGUACAGAAAAACUAAAGGCAAAGAUGGGAAGUAGACUGUCCUGCAGAAUUACUUUUUUUUUUUUUUCUUCAGUUUGGAUGUCAUUAUUUUUCUUUUUUGAAAGGAAAAGACAUAAAAUGUGAUUAAGUCACAGAUUUUACUUAAAUGUGUUCAUUUUUGUCUGCUUGCGCAAUCUCCUGUACAGUACACGGUGAGAGGCCUGUGAACUAAAAUUGAUAUGUACGUUUCUUUUACUACAAACAAAUAAAUAAACUGAUCAAUAGAGCUCAAACCAUUAACCACUGCAAUACCCUUCAUGUAAUGUAUGUUGCAUCUGAAUAAAAAUGGUCAUGUGA